Molecule: messenger RNA, 1484 nt
Organism: Hyaloscypha bicolor E
Lineage: Eukaryota; Fungi; Ascomycota; Leotiomycetes; Helotiales; Hyaloscyphaceae
Exons: 3
Coding region: 4-1020 (338 amino acids)
Cellular component (GO): cytosol
Molecular function (GO): glyoxylate reductase (NADPH) activity; hydroxypyruvate reductase [NAD(P)H] activity; NAD binding
Source: RefSeq, a predicted model, not a curated record
AUCAUGAUUUCCAAGCCCCGCAUCCUUUUCCUCAAUCCAGUCCGCCAUGCACAUCCUGUAUACAAAAACUUAUCUUCAGUAACCCAACCAGAACUCCUCAGCAGCAAGAGCAGGGCAGAGCUCUUCCAAGACUUCAAAGGAAAAUAUAAUAAUAUAACAGCUAUCUACAGCACCUCUUCUAGCUACGCACUGGCGGGAAAAUUUGACAAAGAGCUAAUCCAGCAUCUUCCACCAUCCCUGAAAUUCAUCUGCCAUAACGGCGCUGGAUACGACAACAUAGACAUCGAAGCUUGCACAGCCCGCGGCAUCAAAGUAACAAAUGCCCCGGACCCCGUCACGGACGCGACCGCCGACCUCGCCAUUUUUCUCCUCCUUGGUGCCUUGCGGCAACUCAAUCCAGCAAUCUUCUCCCUUCGAAACGGCAACUUCAAGACAGGAAUAGAUUUCGGACAUGAUCCUCAAGGCAAAACGCUCGGAGUUCUGGGAAUGGGGCGUAUCGGCAGAGCAGUGAAAAGACGUGCGGAGCCUUUUGGGAUGAAAACGAUUUAUCACAAUCGGAACAAACUGAAUGAAGAUGACGCUGCUGGUGCAGAGUAUGUGUCAUUUGGGAGGUUGCUUGGGGAGAGUGAUAUCAUCUCUGUUCAUGUGCCGUUGAAUUCAAGGACCAAGCACUUGAUUGGCGAACAGGAGAUCCAGAAGAUGAAAGAUGGUGUUGUUAUCGUGAAUACAGCGCGUGGUGCAGUUAUUGAUGAAGCUGCUAUGACUGCUGCUUUGGAAGCGGGAAAGAUUGCGGCCGUGGGGUUGGAUGUGUAUGAGCGGGAGCCUGAGAUCAACCAAAUCCUGGCGAAGAAUAGCCGUGCUUUGUUGAUACCGCACUUGGGUACUCAUACUACGGAGACUCUUGCAAAGAUGGAGACUUUGGCGAUGGAGAAUGCGAGGAGGGGAUGUUUGGGGGAGUCGCUGUUGACAGUUGUGGCUGAACAGCUUGAGAAAGCCGGGGCGCUGACGAAUGAACAUUAAUGAGUUGAGGUUCAUGAUAUUCCUCUCAUUUGUUAAUAUCCAUUCUUGGACAAAUUGAAAUAUUUUAACGUUUUCUGAUAUUUUUUGCACACAAUAACGAACAAGAAGAAUUUAAAACUCAUGGUGCGAAUGGACUCGAGCCACUUGAUGUUCAAAAUCUAGCCGCUUCCCCACGUCAGAUUUUUCUCACACACCCACCCCAAUCUUCAAAAGCGCAAUAAAGACUGAGAUGAUCACAAGUUAGCUGCUCUCCGCAGACUAAAAACUACCCGGGGAACGUUUGCCGGCGGGGAUGCGAACUCGGAGAUCAACGGAGGAUCGACUUCAACGUAGAUUUUCUCUCCAUUGAGAUAAAACAACACAACAAGUCCAUAGCGCCUUCAAAGUUGUACACCACUUGACUUGACCAUCCGAAGUCUCACAAUAAUUUCCACUCCACCAAACAUCCAAACAUGCCGAAAGUA